GCUGUUAGCCACAGGGCCUCCCCACGAGGCUGCCCAAGUGUCCUCCCAACUUGGCAGCUGGCUGAUGGCAUUUAGUUCAUGGGCGGGGGUGGCGAGAGCUGCAGCCUCAUCGCUGAAGGUCUCAGCACUGCCCUGCAGCUGUUCGACGACUUCAAGAAGAUGCGGGAGCAGAUUGGCCAGACGCACCGAGUCUGCCUCCUUAUCUGUAACUCACCCCCGUACCUGCUACCUGCUGUGGAGAGCACCACGUACUCGGGGUGCACGACCGAGAGCCUUGUGCAGAAGAUAGGGGAGCGCGGGAUCUACUUCUCCAUCGUGUCUCCCCGAAAGCUGCCUGCUCUGCGGCUUCUGUUUGAGAAGGCGGCUCCUCCGGCCAUGCUGGAGCCACUGCAGCCACCAGCAGACGUGAGCCAGGACCCGCGGCACAUGGUGCUGGUGCGGGGGCUUGUGCUGCCCGUUGGGGGUGGCUCGGCCCCAGGCCCCCUCCAGCCAAAGCAGCCUGUGCCCCUGCCUCCAGCUCCACCCUCAGGCGCCUCACUCUCGGCAGCCCCCCAGCAGCCCCUGCCCCCCGUGCCCCAGCAGUACCAGGUCCCUGGGAACCUGAGUGCAGCUCAAGUGGCUGCUCAGAAUGCAGUGGAGGCUGCCAAGAACCAGAAGGCUGGGCUGGGCCCUCGCUUCUCGCCCAUCAACCCUCUUCAGCAAGCCGCUCCAGGAGUGGGGCCUCCCUACAGCCAGGCCCAGGCUCCCCCACUGCCCCCAGGGGCCCCUGGCGCCCCCAAGCCACCACCUGCUUCCCAGCCCAGCCUAGUCUCCACUGUGGCCCCUGGCCCUGGCCUGGCACCCCCUGCACAGCCUGGGGCACCGUCCAUGGUAGGUGUCAGCCUCCCUGCUUCUGACGCAGUGCAGGGGAGAAGCAGCUGGCCUUUCUGGGGAGGGCCCAAGGGCAUGUGGAUCUUGUUCUGGGACCUCAGGGGCUCAUGGGCUUGUGGUACAGGUGACCCUGAGACUAGUGGGUCUGGAGACAGAAUCAUGGGGCUUGUGGUUCCAGGUGUUCUGAGGAGCCCAAGGGGUCCUGGGAGUCAAGGGCAUCAUGGGGCUUGAGAGUCUUUGAGUCCUGCAG
Vicugna pacos (alpaca) is the source of this 1120-nucleotide messenger RNA. The record is from RefSeq and is a predicted model, not a curated record. NCBI's taxonomy places the organism in Eukaryota, Metazoa, Chordata, Mammalia, Artiodactyla, Camelidae.